AUGGAUGACUGCUUCACAUGUCCAGAAGAUCAAUAUCCAAGCAAGGACCAGGAUGGAUGCAUCCCUAAAAUUAUAAGCUUCGUCUCUAUUGAAGAAAAUCUAGGAAUCAGUCUGGUUUCGCUUGCUCUUUCUUUGUCCAUGACCACAGCCUUAGUUCUAGGAAUUUUCAUUAAACACAGAGAUACUCCAAUUGUCAAAGCAAACAACAGGAAUAUCACCUACACUCUCCUAAUCUCCCUCCUGUUCUGCUUCCUCUGCUCUUUGCUGUUUCUUGGAGAACCAAGCAAGGUGACCUGCUUACUCCGACAAUCUGCUUUUGGCCUCAUCUUCACUGUGGCUGUGUCUUGUGUCUUGGCCAAAACCAUCACUGUGGUGGUAGCUUUUGUGGCCACCAAGCCAGGGUCCAGCAUGAGAAAGUGGGUGGGGAAAAGACCGGCCAGCGUCAUGGUUAUCUCUUGCUCCCUCGUUCAAGCAAGCAUUUGUACAGUGUGGCUAGGAACCUCUCCCCCUUUCCCAGAUUUUGACACUCAAUCACUGACUACUGAGAUCAUAGUAGAAUGUAAUGAAGGUUCUGUUAUUAUGUUUUACAUUGUCCUGGGCUACAUGGGACUUCUGUCCCUCAUCAGCUUGCUUAUGGCUUUUGUUGCCCGGAAGUUACCAGAUAGUUUUAAUGAGGCCAAAUCAAUCACCUUCAGCAUGCUGAUGUUUUGCAGUGUUUGGUUGUGUUUUGUUCCAACUUACCUGAGCACCAAAGGGAAACAGAUGGUGGCUGUGGAGAUCUUCUCCAUCUUGGUCUCCAGUGCUGGCUUACUGGCUUGUAUCUUUUCCCCCAAGUGCUACAUAAUUGUGCUGAGGCCUGAACUUAAUAAGAAGGAUCACCUCAUGAGAAAAAAUUAA
This is a messenger RNA of Gekko japonicus, 897 nucleotides long. Its product is annotated as vomeronasal type-2 receptor 26-like. Gene Ontology annotation, cellular component: membrane. Gene Ontology annotation, biological process: G protein-coupled receptor signaling pathway. The transcript has a single exon. Bases 1 to 897 code for a protein of 298 amino acids. NCBI's taxonomy places the organism in Eukaryota, Metazoa, Chordata, Lepidosauria, Squamata, Gekkonidae. The record is from RefSeq and is a predicted model, not a curated record. Gene Ontology annotation, molecular function: G protein-coupled receptor activity.